AUGGACAACCUGCGCGAGACUUUCCUCAGUCUCGAGGAUGGCUUGGGCUCCUCUGACAGCCCUGGUCUGCUGUCUUCCUGGGACUGGAAGGACAGGGCAGGGCCCUUUGAGCUGAACCAGGCCUCCCCAUCUCAGAGCCUUUCCCCGGCUCCAUCGCUGGAAUCCUAUUCUUCUUCUCCCUGUCCAGUUGUGACUGGGCUGCCCUGUGAGCAUGGCGGGGCCAGCAGUGGGGGCAGCGAUGGCUGCAGUGUUGGUGGGGCCAGUGGCCUGGUAGAGGUGGACUACAAUAUGUUAGCUUUCCAGCCCGCCUACCUCCAGGGUGGUGGUGGCCCCAAGGCCCAGAAGGGCACCAAAGUCAGGAUGUCUGUCCAGCGGAGGCGGAAAGCCAGCGAGAGGGAGAAACUCAGGAUGAGGACCUUGGCAGAUGCCCUGCACACCCUCCGGAAUUACCUGCCACCUGUCUACAGCCAGAGAGGCCAGCCGCUCACCAAGAUCCAGACACUCAAGUACACCAUCAAGUACAUCGGGGAACUCACAGACCUCCUCAACCGCGGCAGAGAGCCCAGAGCCCAGAGCGCAUGA
Mandrillus leucophaeus (drill) is the source of this 582-nucleotide messenger RNA. RefSeq names its product mesogenin 1 (gene MSGN1). Gene Ontology annotation, molecular function: DNA-binding transcription factor activity, RNA polymerase II-specific; protein dimerization activity; RNA polymerase II cis-regulatory region sequence-specific DNA binding. Gene Ontology annotation, biological process: mesoderm formation; regulation of transcription by RNA polymerase II. Lineage: Eukaryota; Metazoa; Chordata; Mammalia; Primates; Cercopithecidae. The coding region runs from base 1 to 582 and encodes 193 amino acids. The record is from RefSeq and is a predicted model, not a curated record. Gene Ontology annotation, cellular component: nucleus. The transcript has a single exon.